Phyllotreta striolata is the source of this 462-nucleotide messenger RNA. Lineage: Eukaryota; Metazoa; Arthropoda; Insecta; Coleoptera; Chrysomelidae. The record is from the annotation of a GenBank genome assembly.
AUGUAUCUUUAUGAUGUUCCUAGCAAACUUACUCUAACUUCAGUUGAAGAGUUCCAAGAGGCUUUUCAACUGUUUGAUAAUCGAGGUGAUGGGAAAAUUCAAGUCGCCCGAAUUGGAGACGCCCUCAGAGCUUUGGGACAGAACCCAACGGAGUCCGAUGUGAAAAAGUUUACGCAUCAAUACAAGUCAGAUGAAAGGGUUUCUUUUGAGGUGUUUUUACCCAUUUAUCAGCAAAUUUCUAAAACCAGAAGUGCAGACACGGCAGAAGAUUUUAUAGAAGGUUUGCGACACUUCGAUAAAGACGGAAACGGUUACAUAAGUUCUGCUGAGCUUCGACACCUUUUGACAACGUUGGGUGAAAAACUAAUGGAUGAUGAGGUUGAACAACUACUUUUAGGACAUGAAGAUUCACAUGGUAACGUAAAUUAUGAAGAGUUUGUCAAAGCCAUCAUGUCGGGUUAG